Hydatigera taeniaeformis is the source of this 267-nucleotide messenger RNA. The record is from the annotation of a GenBank genome assembly. Lineage: Eukaryota; Metazoa; Platyhelminthes; Cestoda; Cyclophyllidea; Taeniidae.
GGCAUUACUAUUGCUUCUAUGUUUCAGACACCAUACUUCCGCAUCUCUGUGAUCGCUGACGAAGUAGGAGCGGAAUUGUGUGGUGCCCUUAAAAACAUUGUUGCCAUUGGUGCUGGAUUGGGCGAAGGUCUGGGUCUUGGAGAGAACACCAAGGCCGCGAUCAUUCGGCUGGGUUUCAUGGAGAUGAAAAGAUUUAUCUUCCAGUUUUUCGGCAAAAGAGAUUCCUUCUGCGCUUUGGACUUUUUGGACUUCCUCUAUGAAGUCUGA